Messenger RNA from Salvia splendens (bonfire salvia), 2330 nucleotides. RefSeq names its product polyadenylate-binding protein-interacting protein 4. Gene Ontology annotation, cellular component: cytoplasmic stress granule. Gene Ontology annotation, biological process: cytoplasmic stress granule assembly. The coding region runs from base 193 to 2025 and encodes 610 amino acids. The record is from RefSeq and is a predicted model, not a curated record. Gene Ontology annotation, molecular function: mRNA binding. The transcript has 15 exons. Lineage: Eukaryota; Viridiplantae; Streptophyta; Magnoliopsida; Lamiales; Lamiaceae.
CCGCACAAUAUAAUAGGCGAUCAUCAGUCUGAUUCCGAUCCGGCGUUGUAAUCCCAAUUCUCAGCUUGGAACUACUUCCAUCUAACCCUACCUCUCUCAGAUCGCAUCUUCUCUCCCCCUCUCUCUCCUAUCAACUCUAUUUUCUGAACCAGGGGUUGAGUCAUCUGCCUAUUCUCUAGCUCAUCUUUAAAGAUGAAUAUGCAGCAAGCUGUGCAGUCCAGAUCUUCAUCGAAUGGAUAUGGUCGCCGUAAAGUUGAAAAAGAUUCUGCAGCUAGGCGGCCUGACAGUAAAUUUCAGACCGGGAAAGCAAACUAUAGCAGGACUAUAUUUGGUAAAGGAGGGGUACUUGAGUCACCUUCACGUGAUCGAUUGAUAUAUUUAACUGCAUGUCUCAUUGGACACCGAGUGGAAGUCCAUGUGAUGGAUGGAUCUGUGUUUUCUGGAAUAUUUCAUGCGACAAAUGCAGAGGAUUUUGGAAUUGUUCUGAAGAUGGCUCACCUGAUUAAAGAUGGUUCUCAAGGAAAAAAAGAUAUUUCAGAUGCUCUUAGCAAUCCUUCUUCAAAGACACUGAUUAUACCAGCUAACGAUCUCAUACAAGUGAUAGCAAAGGGAGUGUCUGUAAUGAGGGAUGGAUUAUCAGAUGAGCAGCAAUAUGAAAGGCAGCAGGAGCUAUUAACAGAUUCCUGCAUAUCACAGUCCCAGCAUGUUGACUUGGGUAGAGAAUUGGAGCGCUGGAUCCCUGAUGAAAACAAUCCAAGUUACCCUGAGCUUGAGAACAUAUUUGAUAGCCCUUGGAAAAGGGGCUGGGAUCAAUUUGAAGCAAAUGCAACUUUAUUUGGAGUUAAGAGCACCUUCGACGAGGAACUUUACACAACAAAGCUUGAGAAAGGUCCUCAAAUGAGAGAAUUGGAGAAAGAAGCUAUGCGGAUAGCUAGAGAGAUUGAGGGUGAGGAUACCGGUGAUCUUCAUCUAGCAGAGGAAAGAGGUCGUCAGCUUGGCGAAAAUGUAGAACUUGAUGAAGAAACACGAUACUCCUCAGUCAUCCGGCCAGUUGAUGACAGUGGAUAUGAUGAGAUUGAAGACAUAUUACAGGAUUCACGAAAUGAUGAAACAUUUGGUGAUUCCUUGAGGCCUGUUAUUGGUAAACCUCCAAUUGACACGUUUCCUGGGAAAGCUAGAUAUGGGGCUCAAAUGUCAUCAAGAUUUUCAUCCUUGGGAGAAGCGCAAUCUUCUGUGUCCAGUAGCAGAGAUGUGUACCGUUCAGGUUCUGAGGAUCAUGGCACACAGAUACUGAAUGAACAGCUUCCUAAAGAAUCCUCUGGAAUUUAUGCGAGCAGGGUGCUUGACAACCAAUAUACUGGACAUGCUGAAAGCAAUAGUGUUCUGGAUGAUAAAGAUAAGCCAGUGCCGCUUGAUCGAGGUGGAGCAUCAAAGACCGAGGCUUUUGAUCCAUCACAUGUAUCAGCCGAAGGAGAUGAGAAGCCGAGCUCUAGUAAUGAGCUAUCGGAGGGUGCAUUGCCUCCCAAAACGCAAGGGGCAGCACAUUUUCUUGCCCGGCCCAAUAGUUCUGCAUCAUCUACUUCUGAUCGUGGAGGUGCUGCUUCAACUUCUGCUAGCCAAGGAUUGUCAUCUAGUUCAUCUGUUGGUUCAUUGUCAUCAGAGAAGUCAUCUCUGAAUCCAUAUGCUAAGGAAUUUAAGUUAAAUCCCAAUGCAAAGAGUUUCACCCCAUCUCAGUCGUCUAUCCGGCCUUCUUCCCCAGCUGCUGAUGGUCCCUUCUACUAUCCAGCUAAUGUGGCACUAAUGACUCAGAUGCAUGGAAUGCCUGUGAAUAUUGGGAUUGGACCUUCUUUCGCUACACACCAGCCUAUUAUGUUCAAUCCACAGGCUGCACCACUGCCACAGCCAUACUAUCAUCCAAACGGACCUCAGUAUGGGCAGCAGAUGAUGAUUGGACAACAUCGGCCAGUCUUGUACAUGCCAACUUAUCCAGCAGAAAUGCCUUACAACAAUGGGAGGGAAUUUUGAUGAAGGCUACUCGAACCAUAUUAUGUGUUUCUGUUUAUGUUUACAAAAAAGGCUGCUCUGAAAUGAUUUUUCCGACAAGGCUCAGCAGCUGAAAAAACAUCUGCUCAGCUUAGCUUGUGGGAUUAACAUAUAUUCACAAGUCAGUACAUUACCAGUAACAUUGAGUAUCUUUAUGUUCAAGCAUGGAGUACUAUACCCUUUUCUUUUUCUUUUUCUUUUUCCUCUUCACCCUGUUGUGAUUUUAGUCUUCCCUUGUUGAAUUAUUGUGAUUAUCAACUAUUUUUUAUUGUGGUUUGUAAAUAAAA